Chroicocephalus ridibundus (black-headed gull) is the source of this 2817-nucleotide messenger RNA. It is a transcript of the gene NEXN, whose product is annotated as nexilin F-actin binding protein. Bases 122 to 2335 code for a protein of 737 amino acids. The transcript has 14 exons. Gene Ontology annotation, biological process: mitochondrial fusion. NCBI's taxonomy places the organism in Eukaryota, Metazoa, Chordata, Aves, Charadriiformes, Laridae. The record is from RefSeq and is a predicted model, not a curated record.
GGGCUGCGCCCCCCGCCGCGACGAGGGGCCGGGCACGGCGUGCCGAGCCGCGCCGCAGGGCCGGGGCCGAGGCGGGCCGGGCCGGGCCGGGACAGCUGCCGCGGCCCCGGGCUCGCCUGGAAUGCGGGCGCCGGCGGCGCGUCGCGACUUUUAUGGAAAGUUGCAGCGCCGGAGCGGCGGCCGCAGCCAAGGGGCGCUCGGCAGCCGCCAGCCGGGACCGCGCCGAGCCGCAGCGGCGGGGCAGCGCUCGCAGAAACUGAAAGCAAUCUUAAACGUAGCAGGUGCAGAGCACAGCGCAGUAGCCAUGAAUGACAUUGCACAGAAAACUGAGAUUCUGCUUUCUUCAUCUAAACCCGUCCAAAAAUCCUAUGUGCCCAAGCUUCACAAGGGUGAUGUAAAGGAUAAAUUUGAAGCUAUGCAGAAAGCAAGGGAAGAAAGAAAUCAAAGGAGAUCUAGAGAUGAAAAGCAAAGAAGAAAAGAACAAUAUGUUAGAGAGAGAGAAUGGAACAGGAGAAAGCAGGAGAUGAAGGAACUGCUUGGAUCUGAUGAAGACGAUGACGCAAAAUCAUCUAAAAUAGAAAAAGGUUAUGUUCCAAAGCUCAUAGGAACCGUUAAAGGCAAGUUUGCAGAAAUGGAAAAGCAAAGGCAAGAAGAAGAAAGAAAAAGAACGGAAGAAGAAAGAAAGCGCAGAAUUGAACAAGACAUGAUUGAGAAAAGAAAAAUCCAAAGAGAAUUAGCAAAAAAAGCACAGGAGAUUGAUGACUUUAACAAUACGGGAACUGAAUCAGCAGCAGAGGAAGGGGAUGAUUCACUGCUAGUUACAGUAGUGCCUGUAAAACCCACCAAAACACCUGGGAAGAUGAAAAUAAACUUUGAGAACACAGGAAAGGAGAGAGCAGACCAAAGAGAGAGACAGGAUGAAGAAAUGAAGCUAAAAUAUGACGAACAAAAACAAUUCCUUAAGGAAACCAAGUGCCUUUCAUAUGUCAUGGGUGAAAAUAAAGAGAAUGAAACACAAGAGUCUCUGUCUCCGGGUAAGCUGAAAGUAACAUUUGAGGAACUUGAAAGACAGAGACAGGAAAAUCAAAGGCGGCAAGCAGAGGAAGAAGCGAGACAGCGUUUAGAAGAGGAAAAACGUGCCUUUGAAGAAGCUAGACAGAGAAUGAUCAAUGAAGGUGGUGAUGAAGAAUCUGAAAAUUCUGUUAAAGAAUUCCGCCCUAGUAAACUCAGACUCAGUUUUGAGGAGAUGGAAAGACAGAGGAGAGAAGAGGAAAAGAGGAAAGCAGAAGAAGACGCAAGACGACGCAUAGAAGAGGAGAAAAGAGCAUUUGCUGAAGCAAGGAAGAACAUGCAGGUGCUGGAUGAUGAAUCCCCAGAAAUGUUUAAAACAUUUUCUCAAGAAUCUCUUGUACCUGGCAAACUGGAAAUUAAUUUUGAGGAGUUACUGAGACAAAAAAUGGAAGAAGAAAAGAGGCGCACAGAAGAAGAGCGUAGGCAAAAGUUGGAAAUGGAGAAGCAAGAAUUUCAACAGUUGAGACAAGAAAUGGGAGAGCUGGAAGAAGAGUCUGAAACUUUUGAGCUAAGCAAAGAAUAUGAAGAAUUAAUAAAGCUAAAAAGAAGUGGUUCUAUUCAGGCGAAGAAUUUAAAAAGCAAGUUUGAAAAAAUAGGACAAUUGUCUCAAGAAGAAAUACAGAAGAAGAUUGAAGAAGAGCGAGCUAAGCGAAGAGCAAUGGAUGAAGAAAUAAGAGAAAGGGAAGCUGAAAAAUUUCAAGAGGAUGAUGAGGUAGAUGUGAGACCAGCCAAGAAAUCUGAGGCUCCGUUUACUCAUAAAGUAAACAUGAAGGCCCGUUUUGAGCAAAUGGCAAGAGCCAGGGAAGAAGAGGAGCAGAGGAGAAUUGAAGAACAGAAGUUACUACGCAUGCAGUUUGAACAAAAAGAAAUCGAUGCAGCGUUACAGAAGAAAAGAGAAGAGGAAGAAGAGGAGGAGGGAAGCAUUAUUAACGGUUCUACUUGUGACGAUGAGGAGGAUCAAGCUCGAUCUGGAGCUCCCUGGUUCAAGAAGUCACUGAAGAACACAUCAGUUGUCGAUGGCGAGCCAGUGAGAUUUACAGUUAAAAUUACUGGAGAACCGAAACCUGAAGUUACAUGGUGGUUUGAGGGGGAAAUGCUGCAGGACUCUGAGGACUAUCAAUAUAUUGAAAGAGGAGAAACCUACUGCCUUUACUUGCCAGAAACCUUCCCAGAAGAUGAAGGGGAAUAUAUGUGUAAAGCAGUCAACAACAGAGGCACAUCUGCUAGCACCUGUAUUCUCACCAUUGAAACUGAUGACUACUAAUACUCUACUUUAGCUGGAAUCUUUCUUCCCCUCAAAACUUUCUUACUGCAUCAUCUCUUUCUCUGAUGGGGCCAACUAAAGAAAGCAAGGAUACGCACUGAUUUGUCAUUCCUGCAUCACAUAAGAAUAACCUUCAAAUUGUGAGAGCGUCCAGGUUCCUUGCGCAAUACAAAAAUUACUAUUAAAGGCUAAAAAGAAGGAAUCGAUGUAUGAAAGAUCAACUAAGCAAAAAAGCUGAAUUAUAAUAGUCUCCCACAUUUGAAGACCAUCUGUUGUGUAAUAGUAUAAAGCUAAAUACACAAUCUGGAAACUUGUGUAGUAGUGUAAAUCUAUUGGCAUAUUUUGCAUGAACACUGAAUAUUUAAGCUGUUUUACUUUAACCCAGAGGCAUUGAACUGGCAAAAGGAAAUACUUAUUGAUAAUGAUUUUCAAAAACCCCAGUGUACUAUUUUUAAAGAAUAAAAGAUGACGUAACUGCUCAA